GUCCAAGAACCAUGGAGGUUAAGAGCCUUGUUUAGGUUAUUUAUUCAUUUUCUUUACUUAUUAAAAUUAUUAGAUUUAUAAGUUUGUCUAUCUAUCUAUCUAUCUAUCUAUCUAUCUAUCUAUCUAUCUAUCUAUCUAUCUAUCUAUCUAUCUAUCUAUCUAUCUAUCUAUCUAUCUAUCUAUCUAUCUUUUUGGAAAUUAAAAAGCUGACCUUUUAACUUGUUUAAAACAGAAACAUCUAUCUAUCUAUCUAUCUAUCUAUCUAUCUAUCUAUCUAUCUAUCUAUCUAUCUAUCUAUCUAUCUAUCUAUCUAUCUAUCUAUCUAUCUAUCUCUUUGGAAAAGCUGACCUUUAAACUUGUUUAAAACAGAAACAUUUAGCUCAAUGCCUGAAAUGUAAUAGUGUAAUAGAUUAUAUCCAUACUGUAAAUUGUGCCACAGUUACAAUAUUUACAGAGUUUUAAGGAGUUAUUUCACCCUUAAACAGAAUAUUUAAGUGAUCCCCAGCACUGAACUGUGAAUAGGCAACAUGAAUAAAGGCACAUGUUGAGUCUGCAGCACUUCACCCCCAGGCAAAGACACAUUCUGGUCACAUGACUUAUCUAGCCAGCCAAUUGGAGUGCAGAGCUCAGAUUUCAGUUCUAGAGGAGGCUCUAAUCUGUGUAGAGGUUUUCAGAGAAGGAGGCUGACUUGAGGGACUCCCCUCUGUCUCUGACUCAGUCCACACUUUGUAAGACUUCCGCACAUGACUACAAAUGGACGACGGAUGGACUGAAUUCGUGGUUCUUGGCUUUGGGCUUUGUUCUGGAAUGUUUCUUUGACCUGCUUGAGAAAAGAAGGAGGGAUUUUUUAGGAAUUCAUCCCUCUUUCUUUAAAGCUUCCACCUAGAAGAAGUGAGAGAAUGGGGGCAGGAGCACUCACCAUCUGUCACAACAAAACAUCUGUGCAGAUCAAGAUCAGGCAGGACAUGAAGAAGAUGGUCCAGCUGCCGGCGCUGAAGAAUCUGCCGACUUCUGCCACCACUGGAGAUAGUCAGAGGAAAGGUCAGAGGGUGUUCGGCGUGUGCUUGAUGGAGCUCAGCAAAAUGGGUUUGGUGAAGGACGGCGUGCCCUUUGUGUUGAGGAGCAUGGUGGAGUAUCUCAGACAGCAUGGGCUGCAGCAGGAGGGUUUGUUCCGUGUGAGCGCUAGCGUGCGUGCCGUGGAGAGUCUGAAGCAGAGACUGGACAGGGGAGAAGAGGUGGAUCUCGAGCAGGAGGCUGAGGUCUGCACCGUGGCCAGCUUGCUGAAGCUGUACCUGAGAGAGCUUCCUGAGGGCCUCGUUCACUCCUCCAUUCACAACGCACUCAUUCAGCUGCAUAACGAAUCCAAAGAUGAUGAGUUCUGUAAGAACAUUCGAGAACUCCUGCGAAAGUUACCAGACGUUCAUUACAGCAUCCUGCGCUACCUAUGCCACUUCCUCACCCAGGUGGAGCAGCAGCAGUGCCACAACCGGAUGACUGCAUUCAACCUGGCAACAGUGUUUGGCCCUAACGUUUUCCAUGUGUCCCCUUGUUUUGAAGGCAUCCAGGAGCAGGAUGUCUGUAAUAAGAUCAUGGCUAGGCUCAUUGAGAACUACAGCACCAUCUUUGAGCCAGAUGGAGGACAGGUGCAGCCCAAAUUCAAGCUUUCGAACGUCAUCAUGGUCAAAGAGGCCCACAUAGAUGUAGUGCAUACAGACACCUUGUCAACAUCCUCUCCGACACCAAAAGCACCCACUCCACUUCCCAGAAAGAAGAAGGCCACGCAGAGCAAUGCGGUUAAAGACAAGGUCUCACCAAGAGAAAGAGAGUUGAGCCUAGAAACCCCAGUACCCGCACCAAGAAAAAAGAAGGUAAAGAGGGUGAAAGGUGAAGCAGCACUAAGAUCUGUACCCCAGCCUACUUCUUCCAGCGGUCUUCCCUUCUCAAGACAUUUAUCCCAGCCUUCAGAGCACAGAGCCAAAUCUGGAAUCCACACCCUUGGCUGGAGCUCUCAGGAGGAAAGCAUGGAUCCAAACCCUCCUAAACUCAGCCCCAUUGGGAGCAUGGACACUGUGAGCAGCUCUCAAGGGGACGAAAGACCAAUAUCUCCCUUCUAUGUGAGCUCCCAGCUCUCUCCUGGUCAUUACAGGCCUGACCUAGCACAUUAUCUGGAGAAGACGAUCCGCUCAGCGGUGGAGCAGCACCUCUUUGAUGCUCACAUGCUGCCAGAUCAGAGUUUACAGCAGAGCUCAGAGACAGCAGGUCAAGAUUUGUUACCCGCAACUACGGCUCGUCAGAGGAGGCGACAGCAGAAAGAGCAGGAGGAGAGAGAGAACCGAGAAAGGUGCAGGAAUGACACUGAUAAGGAGAACAUCCCGUCUCGUGGACUGAACAGCAGUGCUAGCGCUAGCAUUAGCAUCAGCAUCAGCGAGGAGAGCAAGAGGAGACUGGCUACUGCUGAUGAAGACUCCAGGUCCAGGAAACCCAAACACAGCCCUACCCUCAGCAAGCUGUCCUGUAACCAAGGCUCACACAGCCAUCACAACUCAUCUAAAUCACAUGACAGAGACAUGACAGACAGUAUGGACACUACACAUAACAGGGAAGUGUGGAAAACAAACGACUCUGCUCGUCCUAAGACGCCUGCCAUGAAGAUCCAAGAGGCCAUCAACGGCCCGGAGCCUUCAGACGGCUUCGAGGACGUUCCACGACUGGACCUGUCCACUCUAAUGGAGGACAGCAACUGGGGAGAACCAGUGCCAGCCUAUUCGUCGUGGCACAGAGACAACAUAGACAGUGAGGAAGCUCACCUCUCUCCCCACACCGGGGGCAAAAUGAUCCGCCAGCUGCUGGAGGAAGACUCGGAUCCCAUGCUCUCACCACGCUUCUAUGCCUACGGGAACUCGCAGCAGUACCUGGAUGACACCGAGGUGCCGCCGUCACCACCCAACACGCACUCUUUCAUCAGCCGACGGCGGAGUUCUUCACUCGGCUCCUGUGAUAACGAAUGCGAGGAGCUCACGUCAACGCAGCUCUCUAAAAAGAUACACAACCUGAAGAAAAAGAUCCGCAAGUUCGAAGAAAAGUUUGAGGAAGAUCGCAAAUACAGGCCGUCACACAGUGACAAAGCAGCCAACCCUGAGGUCCUGAGAUGGAUGAAUGAGCUGGCCAAGCUUCGCAAAGACCUCAAAGAUCACAGUUUGAUGAAGUCAGAGGAAGAUCUGGCUCCUUUGCCGAGGCAGCGCAGCAACACACUACCCAAGAGCUUCGGCUCUCAGCUGGAGAAGAAAAGCAGCGAGGCAAAGACGCCCAAACCGCCUGUAGAGAGCACGUUGGAAACGGUGAUGAACAAAAUGCAGGAGAAACGCGUCGAGUCCGGCCGACCCGAGGACAUCAAGGAUAUGACCAGAGAACAGAUCGGUGCAGAGAAAGUAGCUCUGCAGAAAGCGCUGCUGUAUUACGAAGGCAUCCAUGGCAGACCGAUCACAAAGACCGAAAGACAGCUCAUGAAGCCACUAUAUGAUCGAUAUCGCCUCGUCAAACAGAUCCUGUGCAGAGCAUCCACCAUCCCGGUCAUUCAGGGUUCUCCGUCCAGCAAGCGCAGAGGCCUUCAGCUGCAGCCCAUUAUCGAGGGGGAACCCGCUCUCUUCUUUGACCACGGCAAGGAGGAAGAGGACGGCUCGGACGAAGACAACGACAACAGGAUGCAGUUUACACAGCUGACGGUGCGUCCAGAGCUGAGCAUGCUGGGAUUUCUGGACCACCUGGACGAGGAGGUGGACGGUUUUAUUUCACCGGUAGACGAGCUGUCGCCUUCAAAGAACAGCACUGACAUGAGACUGUCCAACCUGCACGCAGCCACCAUACAGGAACUGGUGGAGCAGCUCCAGGAAGCUCGAGAGGAAAAGAAAAGAAUCCGAAAAAACCUGCGUGAAUUCGAGGACCAGUUCUUCAGGCAAAACGGCAGAAACGUGCAGAAGGAAGAUCGUUCGCCCUUGGCGGUGGAAUACAACGAAUACAAGCACAUCAAGGCCAAGCUGAAGCUGCUGGAAGUCCUGAUCAGCAAACGAGACUCCUCGAAGUUCAUCUAGCAUCCAGCUUCAAAGAGAUGAAGCACAAAGACUAGCAGACUCUGCUCAUGCUAAAAGCUAAAUAAGCUCGUUCGAAAGCCCUCCUGUCGAAGUCGCACAUCGGGUGGGUUUUUUUUUUCCCCACCUCUCUCAAGCCAUCUGUAGCUCUCAGGCAGAUUUGGCUGAAGAAGAUACCCCCCUCCCUUCCCUUCUCCUCCUCCUCCUCCCUGUUGGAUUUCACCACCAAUAGAGAAACUAGUCACUUUCAUCAAGCAAGUGAUGGCACAUCCUGCACACUCAUGGUGUCGCUCUAUACGUACAGUACGUCUAACAGAGUCCAACCCUUCUGUGAGCGUCUGUUUCAUCAGAGAAGAAGUUCACAGGGUAGAAAACCUGUUUAGUUUCAAAUCACAUGAUCAUAGAUUUGGGGAUGAUUGCUGCUGCACUGCCAGUCAUACGUUUUUAAAACCACUGGAGGUUUUAGAUUUAGAGGGGGGGCAAAGACACAAUGCCAUUUUUUAUUUUUUUUUGCUUUCUUUAUUUAGAAAAGGCGUUUUUUUUUUUUUUUAUGGCGUUUUAUUCGCUCCAAACUCACAUCCUAUCUUAGUGGCAGAAAAGCAUGAUCCAGGGUUUUGAAUUAAGAGAGAGAGAGAGAGAGAGAGAGAGAGAGAGAGAGAGAGAGAGAGAGGGUGUUAGGAAAUCAAACAACGAACCUUCCUGCGUAAAAAGCAGCUCACAACAAAAGACAAAACACAGAAAUCAUGCGCUAGCCUUCACUUUUCCUGCUUUCUCACGUGCAGCAUUUUAUCUGAAUCAGACCCUGGUGUGUGGGUUUUUUGUUUUGUUUUUUUUUUUUAAACCAUGAAUGAUUUUUUUUUGUUUUAUUAUUCUUAUAUAUAUAUUUUUUUUUUUUAUUUCAGUGAGAAUUCACGUGUAGAUCACAACACAAUCGCUCUGAGAGAGAGAAAGAGCAUCUGUGUGAGUCGAUCUCAUCCAGCACACAAGUGAAUUCUUAUUAGUGUUGACUGAAGGAAAGGAGGAAGAAAAAAAAAAAAAGACAAAGCGAUUUUAAAUCAACGUAUUAGUUUGUCUCAUAAUGAUCUGAUCCUUUAUUCAGUGCAGGCUCAAUAAUGCUUCAUUUAAUACCACACACCCAACCAAAACACCCUCCUUUAGAUAAUCACAAAAACCCCGAACAUAUUAAUUACUCUCUGAUUUCCAAUCAGCACCAGAACGAAUAAGUGAAAACGCAUUCAUGUUCACAGACAUUUGACUGGCAUUGUUUUUUUUCCCCUAAUAUUUUUUUUAAUUCCAAAGAGGGAUUCUGUAUCUGAAAUCAGCUGAGAGAAGGUUAAGACAGUUAUGGGAACUUCAGGGAAACAAAACACCAUUUGACCAUUUUACGAUCCUUCUUUUUUAUGACGGUGCCAUAUUUCAUACACGUCUACGUGACGUAGGAAUCCAGUCGCAUCUGUAGGCUGACGAUCUCUGACGUAUCCUUUCACGCUUUCUCAGUGCGGUAAUUUGCUCGUUGUAGCCAAAGCAAUUUAUUUAGUGAGAAUCAGUUUGUACCUUUUUUUUUCCUGAGUCUUUUUAUAAGUCACGAGGCGAAAACGCACAUCAUCUCGAUCAGAGAUAACCAGCGAAGCUGACGUUUUGCGUGUGUAUUUUUUCCUUUUAUUAUUGCCGGCGCUAACCAGCUUUUAUUGUAUAGUCACUGUGUAACAAUGACAAUGACACGGGCCAACAAGCGUCACAGCAACCUGACUGCUUUCUUAUUGAGAGAGGGAGAGAGAGAGGGGGAGAGAGACAGGGAGAGAGAGAAUGAAUAGGUUUGAUUAAUAUAGAUCCAGAGUUUAAACUAAGCAUGUUAUUCUCUCCUGUUUUUCUCGUAAACAGAUAUUUUGCAGUGUGACCUUCGUUUUUACUGAACGUGAACACUGAUGGUUUAUCAUGAAUAAGAGUGUGUACAUUUUAGUACAUGAUUUAUUUGUAUUUUGUACAUAUGACUUAAAGCAAAACCUAUUUUUACUGAA
Tachysurus fulvidraco (yellow catfish) is the source of this 6103-nucleotide messenger RNA. It is a transcript of the gene fam13a, whose product is annotated as family with sequence similarity 13 member A. NCBI's taxonomy places the organism in Eukaryota, Metazoa, Chordata, Actinopteri, Siluriformes, Bagridae. The record is from RefSeq and is a predicted model, not a curated record. The transcript has 25 exons. Gene Ontology annotation, biological process: signal transduction. Bases 900 to 4088 code for a protein of 1062 amino acids.